AUGAAGCUGGAGCCUGGUCCUGUAGCCCAUGUCUUUGUGAGGAACAUCAGCGCUAGCAAAGGCUUGGCAGUUGAGGAGGGCGAAUCAUCAGAUUUUGCUUUGAACUGGGACUCAUCGGUGACUCAAUCAGGUGGCCUGGGAGGAGAGCUGGAGCACGAUGCGAAGGACAGCCGGGCCCUGGAAGAGAGGAACAGCGUGACGAGUCAGGAAGAGAGAAACGAGGAAGAUGAAGACAUGGAGGAUGAGUCAAUUUACACCUGUGAUAACUGUCAGCAGGACUUCGAUUCACUGGCAGACCUGACUGAACACAGGGCACACAACUGUCCUGGAGAUGGUGAUGACGACCCACAACUCUCCUGGGUGGCUUCAUCUCCCUCCAGCAAAGAUGUUGCAUCACCCACUCAGAUGAUAGGAGAUGGGUGUGAUCUCGGCAUCGGGGAGGAGGAAGGGGGGACUGGCCUGCCCUAUCCCUGCCAGUUUUGUGAUAAGUCCUUCAUUCGCCUGAGCUACCUUAAACGGCACGAGCAGAUCCACAGCGACAAACUACCUUUCAAAUGCACCUACUGCAGCCGGCUUUUCAAGCAUAAGCGCAGUAGGGAUCGCCACAUAAAGCUGCACACGGGGGAUAAGAAGUACCAUUGCCACGAGUGCGAGGCCGCCUUCUCGCGCAGCGACCACCUCAAAAUUCACCUGAAAACCCACAGUUCCAGCAAGCCCUUCAAGUGCACUGUGUGUAAGCGUGGGUUUUCAUCUACCAGCUCCUUGCAGAGUCACAUGCAAGCUCAUAAAAAGAACAAGGAACAUAUGGCAAAGACUGAGAAAGAGGUGAAGAAGGAUGAUUUUAUGUGUGAUUACUGUGAAGAGACAUUCAGUCAGACUGAGGAAUUGGAGAAGCACGUAAUGACACGCCACCCACAGCUUUCCGAGAAGGCAGAUCUGCAGUGUAUUCAUUGCCCUGAAGUAUUUGCGGAUGAAAACUCACUGCUCUCACACAUUCAUCAAGCCCAUGCCAACAAAAAACACAAGUGCCCUAUGUGCCCAGAGCAGUUUUCUUCAGUGGAGGAAGUCUAUUGCCACUUGGACAGCCACAGACAACCUGACUCCAGCAAUCACAGCAUCAGUCCCGAUCCGGUGCUGGGGAGCGUGGCCUCCAUGAGCAGUGCAACGCCUGACUCGAGCGCCUCGGUGGAAAGAGGUUCCACCCCAGAUUCAACCCUAAAACCUCUGAGAGGACAAAAGAAAAUCAGAUCAGGGGACAGAGAGGAGGGCCAGAACUGGUCAAAAGUUACUUACAGCUGCCCUUACUGUUCCAAGCGCGACUUCAACAGCCUUGCUGUUCUGGAGAUCCACCUGAAGACUAUUCACGCGGACAAACCUCAGCAAAGCCACACGUGCCAGAUCUGCCUUGAUUCCAUGCCUACGCUGUACAACUUGAACGAACACGUAAGAAAGGUGCACAAAAACCAUGCCUAUCCCAUGAUGCAGUUUAGCAACAUUUCUGCCUUUCACUGUAACUACUGUCCUGAGAUGUUUGCAGAUAUCAAUAGCUUGCAGGAGCACAUCCGUAUCACUCACUGUGGCCCAAAUGCUACCCCUCAAGAUGGUAACAAUGCCUUCUUCUGUAACCAGUGCUCCAUGGGCUUUCUGACAGAAGCAACCUUGACUGAGCAUAUUCAGCAGACUCACUGCAACGUAGGAAAUUCAAAAUUGGAUUCCCCUGUCAUUCAGCCAACACAGUCUUUUAUGGAAGUUUAUUCAUGCCCUUAUUGCACAAACUCCCCCAUUUUUGGCUCCAUCCUGAAGCUUACAAAGCAUAUUAAAGAAAACCACAAGAACAUUCCUCUGGCACAUAAUAAGAAGUCAAAAGCAGAGCAGAGUCCAGUUUCUUCUGAUGUUGAAGUCUCUUCCCCUAAAAGGCAGCGGCUUUCUGCUAGCGUAAACUCAGUGUCUAAUGGUGAAUACCCAUGUAAUCAGUGUGAUCUAAAGUUCUCCAAUUUUGAGAGUUUUCAAACCCAUUUAAAGUUGCAUUUGGAGCUGCUGUUGAGGAAACAGUCUUGCCCUCAGUGUAAAGAAGACUUUGAUUCCCAGGAGUCUCUUCUGCAGCACCUCACCGUGCAUUACAUGACAACUUCAACCCACUACGUGUGCGAGAGCUGCGACAAGCAGUUUUCUUCGGUGGAUGAUUUGCAGAAGCAUUUGCUGGACAUGCAUACUUUUGUGUUGUAUCACUGCACCCUUUGCCAAGAAGUUUUUGAUUCCAAGGUAUCUAUCCAAGUGCAUCUGGCAGUCAAGCACAGCAAUGAAAAGAAGAUGUAUCGUUGCACAGCCUGCAACUGGGAUUUUAGGAAGGAGGUGGAUCUCCAGAUCCACGUGAAGCACAGUCACUUGGGGAAUCCGUCCAAGUCUCACAAGUGCAUCUUCUGUGGCGAGACCUUUAGCACAGAGGUUGAACUGCAAUGCCACAUCACAACCCACAGCAAAAAGUACAACUGCAAGUUUUGUAGCAAAGCUUUUCAUGCCAUCAUCUUGCUUGAAAAACACCUGCGGGAGAAACAUUGUGUUUUUGAUGCAAAUGCUGAAAACGGUACAGCUAAUGGCAUGACCCCCACAAGUAAGAAGACAGAAGGUGCCGAUAUCCAGAACAUGUUAAUGAAGAAUCCAGAUACUUCCAACAGUCACGAAGCCAGUGAGGAUGACGUAGAUGCUUCUGAGCCCAUGUACGGCUGUGACAUCUGUGGGGCUGCCUAUACUAUGGAGGUCCUCUUGCAGAACCAUCGUUUGAGGGAUCAUAACAUCCGGCCUGGGGAGGACGACUGUUCGAGGAAGAAAGCGGAGUUCAUCAAAGGCAGCCAUAAGUGUAAUAUCUGCUCAAGGACCUUUUUCUCAGAAAACGGCCUGAGAGAGCACAUGCAGACCCAUCGGGGUCCGGCCAAGCACUACAUGUGCCCUAUCUGUGGGGAGCGCUUCCCAUCGCUCCUCACCCUGACGGAGCACAAGGUCACUCACAGCAAGAGCUUGGAUACAGGGACGUGUCGGAUUUGCAAAAUGCCGCUGCAGAGCGAGGAGGAAUUCAUCGAGCACUGCCAGAUGCACCCAGAUCUCAGAAACUCCCUCACUGGCUUCCGCUGUGUUGUCUGCAUGCAGACCGUCACCUCUACCCUAGAGCUGAAAAUCCACGGCACGUUCCAUAUGCAGAAACUGGCAGGGAACUCUGCAACCUCGUCGCCCAACGGCCAAGCCUUGCAAAAACUCUACAAGUGUGCGCUGUGCUUGAAGGAGUUCCGGAAUAAGCAGGACUUGGUCAAGCUGGAUGUUAACGGCCUUCCCUAUGGCCUGUGUGCUGGAUGCAUGACCAGGAGCACCAACGGACAGUCUUCGGGCUUGACCCCACAGGAGGUGAACGAGAGGCCCUGUGGCAGCCUGAGGUGUCCCGAGUGUAGUGUCAAAUUUGAAAGUGCCGAAGACCUGGAGAGCCACAUUCAGGUAGACCACCGAGACCUGACGCCUGAGACCAGCGGCCAGAGGAAAGCUACCCAGACAUCCCCCGUUCCCAGAAAAAAGACCUAUCAAUGCAUCAAGUGCCAGAUGACCUUUGAGAAUGAGAGAGAGAUACAAAUCCAUGUCGCUAACCAUAUGAUUGCUGGAUGA
Nothoprocta perdicaria is the source of this 3648-nucleotide messenger RNA. RefSeq names its product zinc finger protein 423. Bases 1 to 3648 code for a protein of 1215 amino acids. Gene Ontology annotation, biological process: regulation of transcription by RNA polymerase II. The transcript has 6 exons. The record is from RefSeq and is a predicted model, not a curated record. Lineage: Eukaryota; Metazoa; Chordata; Aves; Tinamiformes; Tinamidae. Gene Ontology annotation, molecular function: DNA-binding transcription factor activity, RNA polymerase II-specific; RNA polymerase II transcription regulatory region sequence-specific DNA binding. Gene Ontology annotation, cellular component: nucleus.